This is a messenger RNA of Aedes aegypti (yellow fever mosquito), 1953 nucleotides long. Its product is annotated as mitogen-activated protein kinase kinase kinase 4-like. The transcript has 2 exons. NCBI's taxonomy places the organism in Eukaryota, Metazoa, Arthropoda, Insecta, Diptera, Culicidae. Gene Ontology annotation, molecular function: protein kinase activity; ATP binding. The coding region runs from base 248 to 1555 and encodes 435 amino acids. Gene Ontology annotation, biological process: protein phosphorylation; MAPK cascade. The record is from RefSeq and is a predicted model, not a curated record.
UGGGCUUUUACGAAAGGACUGUUUCGUGAUCUGGAAAAUGUUGACUUCCAUCGAGACCAUUGUUAUGAGUGUGAUGAGGAUUCUUACGAUGGUGUUGUGUUGAGGAAUUCCGCAACGCAUAGAAAGAGCCCAGUGUGCCAAGAAGUAGUGGAUAGUUUACGAUUGCUGAAGAAAAAAUGCCUUACUGUUUAGAAACAAGCUAACAACUGUGAUCGAGAAUUUACAGAACGAGUGUCAUGUUCGUAAUAUGGCCGAUAUGGAUGAAAAUGACCGUAUUGCUGUGCUAUCCAGAACACGUGAAAUUUUGCACCAAGGGUACAAAUUUGGUUUCGAGUACCACAAGGAUCUGGCUAGGCUCUACGAAGCGAGAGCAGAAAACUGUCGAGAUCUAGAAAGUGAACUCAAGUUAUCUACUGCAAUCGUUCACUUUGCUAAGCUAUGGAUGAAGUUUGUGAUGGAGCGUUGUGAGCGUGGACGUGGACUACGGCCUCGAUGGGCCAAUCAGGGUUUAGAGUUCUUGAUCUCUGCUUGUGACCCGCAGUGUACCAGCCACCUAAGUAAUGCAGAGUUUGAAGAUCUCAAAUCUAAGAUGGAUGCAUGCAUUUCGCAUGUAAUAGGCAGCAUUCGGGAACCAGAGCGAAUACGUCGAUCACCCCGCUCGAGGAAAAGCUCUCCGUCCCCUUCGCCAACCCAGGGACGGUCUUCAAUUCCGAAUCUUACAUCGACUAAACCGUUCCAAAAUCAGCUCAGUCUACGAGAGGACUCAGUGAUGCUGCGACCACACAAUCUGAUAGAUACGGGGGACAUUUACAGAAAGCAAACGUCAUACGAAGGCGUACAAGAUAUAAAGAUUCGUGUACCGACUGGCUCUUUGAUCGGUACGAAACCCUUACGUCAGCUGCGAGUACGUGACGCUAUCAAUAAACUCGAUAACACGCUAGAUGAAAAGUUACGUUACGGCAAUUUGAUUGGAAGCGUCAAGGAGAUAAGUUACUGUGAUAAGGUGUUGAACCGAGCUCGUAGUGUGAACUUCAGCUGGCAUCGUGGCAUUAAAAUAGGUCAGGGACGUUUCGGUAAAGUGUAUACUGCAGUGAAUAAUUCGACGGGUGAAUUGAUGGCCAUGAAAGAGAUCGCCAUCCAACCAGGAGAGACUAGCGCUAUCCGAAAGGUUGCUGAAGAACUUAAAAUAUUCGAAGGAAUAAAUCAUAGAAACCUAGUCAAGUACUACGGAGUAGAAGUCCAUAGGGAGGAACUGCUCAUUUUUAUGGAGCUGUGUCCCGAGGGAACUUUGGAAAGUUUGGUUGAGCUGAAUGGCGGUCUUCCGGAGCCUCAAACUCGUCGUUAUACGAUACAACUGCUGUCGGGCGUGAAAGAGCUACAUCGUCAUGGCGUUGUGCAUCGAGACAUCAAAACGGCUAACAUAUUUCUUACCAAAGAUGGAAAUUGCUUAAAGCUGGGAGAUUUUGGGUCUGCCGUUAAAAUACAGGCCCAUACCACAAUGCCUGGUGAGCUAAAAGGAUACGUUGGAACGCAAGGUAAUUAUUAUUAUGUUUAAUUUCUUUUAAUAAUGUCGUUUUGAACAUUUCAUUUAUAUAUUAUUUCUGACAUUUUGUGUGCAGUGAAUUUAUACUACAGCUGUGUGUGUACCGGGAAGGGGGCCUUUUAAUUUAAUUAUAAUAGGGUUGAUUGUGGGUUAUGGUGGCCCAUGAAGUGCAAAAAUCUUAAGUAACAUCAACCAAAUGUGUUCAUUCGGACCCCUAGGAGUUUCUGUAGAAGAUAAUGUAAGAGGGUACUGAGUUAUUUUUUUUCUCUAACGAGUUGCCUGUUUCACUCUAAAGGAAUCAAGAUUUUAGUUUCAGCUUUUUUUUUUGUUACUAAACAAAAAGACUUACGGAUUAUUACAGUCUCUUCUUCAUUUAUUGGAUAAUCUUUAAAAGAGAAAGAAAUAAAUUU